Plasmodium reichenowi is the source of this 2190-nucleotide messenger RNA. Its product is annotated as GTP-binding protein, putative. Lineage: Eukaryota; Apicomplexa; Aconoidasida; Haemosporida; Plasmodiidae. The record is from RefSeq and is a predicted model, not a curated record. Bases 1 to 2190 code for a protein of 729 amino acids. The transcript has a single exon. Gene Ontology annotation, cellular component: cytoplasm. Gene Ontology annotation, molecular function: ribosome binding; GTP binding.
AUGGGAAGAAUAUUAUUUUUAUUAAAAAAUGUAAACAAAAUAGAGAAAAGAUAUUUCACAAAUAAAUCCAAUAUAUAUUAUCAUAAUGAAUCUCAAAAGAAGGAAAUUAUUGUAUUGCACCCUAUAUUAAAAAGAAGUAAAAAUAAUUCUAACAAAUUAUUUCAAGAGAUAAUUUAUGAUGCUCAAGAGGCUUUAGGCUUAGCAAAAUCAGCCAACUUCCAAAUUGCCAAAGGUAUAUCUAUGCCUUUAGGGGGAUGGUAUUUAAAAAAUGAAAAAGAAAAAAAAAACGAUCAGAAAAAUGAUAAAAUUGAUAAAUCUCAAGUACCCAAAAAAGAAUUAUCACAAAAUAAUGAACACCAUCAUGUUUUUGAAAAAAGAGAAAAAGAAAUUCCCAAUGAAAUAGCUUUUACUACUGAUAAAUCAUCAAGUAAAUAUAUUAAUUAUGACGAAAUUGAACGUAAAGUUGCUGAAUCUAUUUUAAUUAAAGUUAAUCAUAUAGACAAUAAAUUUUAUUUUAGUAAAGGUAAAUUAAAUGAAUUAUCAAAAUAUUAUUUGAAAAACCCAACACCAUGCAUUUUUAUCAACACCUUAUUGUCACCUGAACAAUUUCGCAACUUGGAGUUUUUAUUUAAUAGCUUGUUAAAAAGUUAUCAAGAUGAACUUAUAUUAAAUAACAAAAGACAAUGUGAUAACUCUGAUAUGUAUGAAAGGGUGUCGGAUGUUAAAUUUGAUAAUUGUGAUAGUGAUGACAUAAUAAUUGAUAAUAGUUCGUAUUGUCUAGAUGCGUAUAAUAAUUUUUUAGAUAAGGAAGAUGAGCAAUGUGAUGAUGUGGACCUCGAACAAAAUAUGAAUGUAUUAAAUGAGCACAUAGGAGAUACAUCUUGCGAACAAACAAAUGAUUUCCCAUACGAACAAAAAAAUGAUAUCCCAUACGAACAAAAAAAUGAUAUCCCAUACGAACAAAAAAAUGAUAUCCCAUACGAACAAACAAAUGAUAUUCCAUACGAACAAAUAAGUGAUACACAAGAAUGUUCUAAAAACAUACCAAUGUACGUAGAACUAUUCGACAGGUAUAGUAUCAUUUUAUAUAUUUUAAAAAGCAGAGCAAAAAACAAUUUAAGCAAAUUACAACUCGAAUUAGCUAGAGCAAACUUUGUUUUAAAUACUUAUUCAGAAGAUAGUAAAUCAAGAAUAAAAUACAUAAAGUAUAUAGAAAAUAAUGUAUUAGGAGGUUCAUGUAUCGAUUAUGAAGAGAAAUAUACCAAGUUGAAUUUUUUUACUGUAGGUAAACAGAAUAAAAACUCCAAUGUGAAUUUUUCGGGAUAUACGAGUAAUUAUAUAAAAAGUAAUGAAACUUAUAAAGAAUAUGAAAAAAGAAUUAUAAAUAAUUUAUAUAGUAAAUUAAAAAAGGAAUUAAUAAAAUGUAAAAACAAUAUGAUUUUACAAAAUAAUUCUAGAAAACAUAAAGCUAUAAUAGCUAUUGUAGGAUAUACUAAUGUUGGAAAAACAAAAUUAAUUAAUUAUUUAACAAAAUCAAAUUUAAAAGCUAGAAAUUUAUUAUUCCAAACAUUAGAUAAUGCUUAUAAAAAUUUAAAUAUAUCUACAUGUUAUUCCACUAUUUUUGUAGAUUCCAUAGGUUUUAUACAAAACAUACCAUAUUCAUUAUAUGAAUCUUUUAAAAUAUCCUUAGAAGCUAUAAAAACAGCUGAUGUUAUUAUACACGUUAUUGAUGUCAGUCAUCCAUAUAAAGAUAAUCAUAAAAAGUGUGUUCUUGAAACUUUAAAUAAAAUAGGUAUAUCUGAUGAAUUUAUAAAAAAUAAUGUAAUAGAAGUAUGGAAUAAAAUUGACAAAUUAACAGAUAAUGAAUUAUAUACUUUAUGUAAGAAUAAACCAAAAAAUGCCUUACCCAUUUCAGCAAAAUAUGGCACAAACUGUAAUUAUCUUAUUCAAAUUAUUGAACAUUUAAUUAAUCAAAUUAAAGAUGUUCAUAUAUUAAAUUUACAAUUCCCAACCAGUGAAGCAAAAGAAAGAAUUGAUUUUCUUAUGAAAAAUUAUAAAGUAGUUCCUCAUUCUAUAUCUUAUUCAGACGAUGGAAACACAACCUUUAUAAAAUUGGUUGAGAAUAAAUCUAAUUUAAAAAAGUACUAUGAAAAAUUUGAAAUUAAAGAAACAUACAAGAGUGAUAAUUGA